Molecule: messenger RNA, 3116 nt
Organism: Passer montanus (Eurasian tree sparrow)
Lineage: Eukaryota; Metazoa; Chordata; Aves; Passeriformes; Passeridae
Exons: 7
Coding region: 514-2202 (562 amino acids)
Biological process (GO): isocitrate metabolic process; tricarboxylic acid cycle
Cellular component (GO): mitochondrion
Source: RefSeq, a predicted model, not a curated record
UCAGGGUUUCCCCUACCCGCGGCCCCGGCCGCCGCCAGCAGCAGCAGCAGCAGCGGCAGCGCCCCGGCACCCGCCAUCGUCAGCCGCGCGCACCCCUCCGGCCCCGCCCCCGCGGGGAGCGGCCAAUCAACGCCGGCAGCGCCUGCACGCUCACCAAUCAGAACGCGGUGGGCGGACACCUGCGCCCCCGCUGACCAAUGAGGAGCGAGCGCACCGCACAGCCCGCGCGAGACGUGGCUCUCAGUGGAGGCGGGGGCGGGGCCAAGGGGGAUCAGAGGCGUGGCUAAAACGGGUCGGGGGUGUGGCCAAGGGGAAGCGCAUGCGCAAUGAUGUGCACACCCGGUUAAAAUGGCGGCCGCCCCGCCUAUGGGGCGAAAAGGCGGAGUCACGACCACGCCCUGCGCAUGCGCACUCUCAAUGUUGCCAUAGCGACGGAUGAGGGGCGGUGGCCGCCGCUCUUCCCGCCCGUUAUCAAUUGGGUUUUUUUAAUAUCGCCCUCGAAGGGAAGCGCGGAUGGGGAAAGGGCUCCGCGCUCGGUGUCGCCGUUCCGGGACAAAACGGCGUGGGCGGCGCCGCCUCUCUCCCCUCCCGCCGAGAGGCCUCAGGCCAGCGCCACUCCCAGGCACAAAAUGGCCGCCGCGGCGUGAGGGCGUGGGACUGGGCGGGGCGGGAACUCUCGCGAGAGUUCGCGCUUAUCGCCCUAUCUCCUCGCGUGGGCGGCGCCGAGAUCUCGCGAGAGCUCGUGCGGGCGGCGGGGGCAUCAUGGCGGCGGCGUUGACGGCGGCGCGGCGGAGGGUGAUGCGGGCCGCGCUGCGGCCGCGCGCGGUGAGUGACCGGUCAGAGCCGAGCCCGCCGCCCGCCGGGCCCCGCUCCCGCCGCUCCCCGCCCGUUCCCGCCGCUUCCCGCCGCACCGGCGGCUUCUGGGUGGGUGGGAGGGGCAGCGCUCUGCGCCCCCCCGCCAAGUACGGCGGGCGGCACACGGUGACGCUGAUCCCGGGCGACGGCAUCGGGCCCGAGCUGAUGCUGCACGUGAAGGAGGUGUUCCGGUGCGUGCCCCUCCCCCAUGAAAAACCCCAAAAUCCCUCAGAGUCCCCCCCAGUCCCCGAGCCCCGCUCUGAGCCCGUUCUCCCCUCAGGGAACAUCGAGACCAACCACAACCUCCCCCCCAACCACAAAUCCCGCAACAACCUCAUCAGGACCAGCCUGGAUCUCUAUGCCAACGUGAUUCACUGCCAGAGCCUGCCCGGGGUGGAGACGCGGCACCGGGACAUCGACAUCCUCAUCGUCAGGGAGAACACCGAGGGGGAGUACAGCUCCCUGGAGCACGAGGUGCGCCCCAAAACCCCCCAAAAACACCCCAAAACACCCCAAAAAUACCCCCCAAAACCUCCCUCUCACCCCCCGUGCCCCACAGGAAAUCAGGGGACGGGCUGUUCCUGCAGUGCUCAGUGGGAUCCCAGGGAUUUCUGGGAUUUUUUUGGGGGAGUUCUCCUGUAUUUUUGGGGUCUCACCCCCCGUGCCCCACAGGAAAUCAGGGGAUGGGCUGUUCCUGCAGUGCUCAGUGGGAUCCCAGGGUUCUGUGGGAUUUUUUGGGGGGUUCUCCUGUAUUUUUGGGGUCUCACCCCCCGUGCCCCACAGGAAAUUGGGGGACGGGCUGUUCCUGCAGUGCUCAGUGGGAUCCCCAGGGUACCCCAGAUUUUUUGGGGGGGUUCCCAGGGUUCUGUGGGAUUUUUUGGGGGGUUCUCCUGUAUUUUUGGGGUCUCACCCCCCGUGCCCCACAGGAAAUUGGGGGACGGGCUGUUCCUGCAGUGCUGCCAGGAAGUGGCAGCCGAGUACCCCGAGAUCCAAUUCCGCAGCAUGAUCGUGGACAACACCACCAUGCAGGUGUGCCCCCCCAGGAACCCCCAAAACCCCCCAAAACCCCCCAAUUCUAGGUUCCCAUGGGAGGGGCUGCUGAGGGGGCGGGGCCUCAGUGUUCACCUGGAGGGGGCGGAGCUUCGCCUCUGGGGUUGGGUGUGGCUCACUGAUGUGGGCGUGGCCCGUGCUUGCCCCGCCCCCAGGCUGCACAACCACGCCUCCACCAUCCGCAAAGCCGUGCUGGCCUCGCUGGACGACCCCCGGACGCACACACCGGACAUCGGGGGCCAGGGCACGACGUCGGGCGCGGUGCAGAGCAUCAUCGGGCACCUGCCGCGGGGCUGAGCCCCCGCACGGGCACCGGGACCCCCGGGGACCCCCUGGAACCACCCGGGACCCCCCUGGGACCCCCCAAAACAGCCCCAGACACCCCCAGAACAGCCCUGGGACCCCCUGGAACAGCCCCAGACACCCCCAGAACAGCCUCGGGACCCCAAAAUGGCCCCAGGACCCCCCCCAAAACAGUCCCCUUCUGGAAUAGCCCUGGGACCCCAAAAUGGCUCCAGGACCCCAAAACAGCCCUGGGACCCCCCUGGAACAGCCCCAGGACCCCUGGAACCCCCCCAGAAUAGCCCAAGACCCCCCCGGAACAACUCUGGGACUCUCCUGGAACGGCCCUGGGACCCCAAAACGGCCCCAGGACCCCCCAGAAUGGCCCCACGAGCACCCCCCUGACACCUCCGCGACCCCAAAGCACCCCUGGGACCCCAAAAGCACCUCCAGGACCCCAAAACAGCCCUGGGACCCUCCAGGAGCACCCACCUGACACCACCAGGACCCCAAACACCCCCAGGACCACACACCUGACACCACCAGGACCCCAAAACAUUCCUGAGACCCCCCCAGAACACCCCCAAGACACCCCUGGGAGCCCAAAAGCACCUCCAGGACCCCAAAAUGGCCCCGGGACCCCCCAGAACACCCCCAGGACCACACAACACCACUGGGACCCCCCCAAAACACUCCUGGGACCCCCCAGAACCCCCCCAGGACCCCAAAGCACCCCCAGGACCUUUAGGACCACGAUGCACCCCACGGGACCCCAACACGCCUGAGAGCCACCAGGAGCACCCCAAACCCCUGUAGGACCAACCAGAGCACCCCAAAGUCCCCACGGGACCACCAGGAGCACCCCAAACCCCCCACGGGACCCCCAUAAACACCCCAGGAGCCCCCAAAUCCCCCACAGGACCACCAGG